AAUUGGGCUCGUAACCAGGCAACUACCGGUCCACUUGCUUCGCGGCGGAUUUUCAGUUCGGUUAUUCGCAGCUCUUCUCUCAACGGCUGCCAGCUGCGGAAGGGCCGGGACCUAGCUGGAUCUGACUCCAGAGCCUUCAGCAGGGAAGAAAAAUGUCAGAUGAAGAUGAUCUGGAAGACUUUGAGCCAGACCUGGAUGGUCUGGAAAGGGAAGACGAUGACGAGAAGGAGACAGAGGAGUGGGAGGACUACAGGAAAGAGGGAGAAGACUCUGAGGAAUGGAUGUCCACGCCCCUCACAGAAGACAUGAUGAAGGAAGGGCUUUCUGCGCUCUGCAAGACGGGUAAUGGACUGGCCCAUGCUUACGUCAAGCUGGAGGUUAAAGACAGGGAUCUGACAGACAUCUACUUGCUGCGUUCCUACAUCCAUCUGCGGUACGUGGAUGUUUCCGAAAACCACUUGACAGACUUGUCCCCACUCAAUUACCUCACCCACCUGCUCUGGCUCAAGGCUGAUGGCAACCGGCUGCAGAGUGCCCGGUUGAACGAACUGCCCUACCUGCAGAUCGCCAGCUUUGCCUAUAACCAGAUCACCGACACUGAGGGCAUCUCUCAUCCUCGUCUGGCCAGCCUGGAUCUCAAAGGGAACCACAUCCACAUGGUGACAGGUCUGGACCCCCAGAAGCUGAUCAGCCUGCACACACUGGAGCUUCGGGGGAACCAGCUGAACAGCACCCUGGGAAUCAACCUUCCUAAGCUGAAGAACCUCUUCCUGGUAGCUCACUGGGCCCAGAACCUGUUGAAGAAGGUGGAAGGCUUGGAAAACCUAAGCAAUCUCACUACCUUGCAUCUUCGAGACAACCAGAUUGAAACUCUGAGUGGCUUCUCCAAGGAAAUGAAAUCACUGCAGUACCUCAACCUAAGGGGCAACAUGGUGGCUGACCUGGGGGAGCUCGCCAAGCUGCGGGACCUGCCCAAGCUGCGAGCCUUGGUGCUGCUGGACAACCCGUGUACGGACGAGAACGACUACCGCCAGGAGGCCCUGGUGCAGAUGGCGUAUCUCGAGCGCCUGGACAAGGGCCUCUACGAGGAGGAGGAGCGGGCUGAGGCUGAUGCGACCCGGCAGCGGGUGAAGGAGGAGCAGGAGGCUGAGCCCGAGCCCGAACUGGAGCCGGACCCGUCAUCCAUCUAGCAGUUCCCCGAGCCUCCAAGGACAGCCUAGGAAUUCAUCACAGCCUGCCUCCCAGACUCUGUGACGGGCACCUGGGCAGCGGUGACUCGGCGGGAGCAGCCCUCAGGCAGACCUGGUGGGAACCAGGCCUGGAUGGGCCCGGGGAUGCUUGAAGAAUUGGCUGCGGAGGGGCUGCGGAGGCGGCGGCCUGGAGUGUUAGGAACAGUUCGUUUUUCCAAUAAA
This is a messenger RNA of Eubalaena glacialis (North Atlantic right whale), 1412 nucleotides long. It is a transcript of the gene LRRC23, whose product is annotated as leucine rich repeat containing 23. The transcript is spliced from 8 exons. The coding region runs from base 153 to 1190 and encodes 345 amino acids. Gene Ontology annotation, molecular function: protein binding. The record is from RefSeq and is a predicted model, not a curated record. NCBI's taxonomy places the organism in Eukaryota, Metazoa, Chordata, Mammalia, Artiodactyla, Balaenidae.